CGAACACUAGGGUUUACGGCCCGCUCUUCUCUGAUAUAAAUGGCAGCAAGUCUCCCACCCCACGAACCCUCACGCCGCCGCCGCAGUUGUCUUCGGUCUCCCGUGCUUCCUCCCUUCGAGAGAUCAAGUUGCUGUUGCGGUAGUUUCCCCAACUGUCACCAUGCAGAACGAGGAGGGUAAGAUGGUGGACCUCUACGUCCCCAGGAAGUGCUCGGCCACCAACAGGAUUAUCACUGCCAAGGACCAUGCCUCUGUGCAGAUCAACAUUGGCCACGUGGAUGCCAAUGGCCUCUACGACGGUCACUUCACCACGUUUGCUCUCUCUGGGUUUGUCCGUGCUCAGGGUGACGCAGACAGCUCCUUGGACAGGCUGUGGCAGAAGAAGAAGGCUGAGAUCAAGCAGUAGAUCUUACAUGUAGUUUACCAAGAAUUGGACACUUUGAGGGACCCUGCAUAAGCUAUGUUUUGAUUUCAUAUCACCAUAUGCAAUGUUGUGAUUUCAGUUGGUAUCUUAAAUCUAAAGACUUGGUAUCUUUGCUGGAUCAUUCUGAGUUCGAUGUGUGUGUGGUUCCUUCAAUUUUCUUUUAUGCAGUGCCAUUUAGUUCU
Sorghum bicolor (sorghum) is the source of this 606-nucleotide messenger RNA. RefSeq names its product 40S ribosomal protein S21. The transcript is spliced from 4 exons. NCBI's taxonomy places the organism in Eukaryota, Viridiplantae, Streptophyta, Magnoliopsida, Poales, Poaceae. Gene Ontology annotation, cellular component: cytosolic small ribosomal subunit; ribosome. The coding region runs from base 161 to 406 and encodes 81 amino acids. The record is from RefSeq and is a predicted model, not a curated record. Gene Ontology annotation, biological process: translation; endonucleolytic cleavage to generate mature 3'-end of SSU-rRNA from (SSU-rRNA, 5.8S rRNA, LSU-rRNA); endonucleolytic cleavage in ITS1 to separate SSU-rRNA from 5.8S rRNA and LSU-rRNA from tricistronic rRNA transcript (SSU-rRNA, 5.8S rRNA, LSU-rRNA). Gene Ontology annotation, molecular function: structural constituent of ribosome.